Messenger RNA from Phytophthora sojae, 876 nucleotides. RefSeq lists its product as hypothetical. The annotation marks the transcript as partial. Lineage: Eukaryota; Oomycota; Peronosporomycetes; Peronosporales; Peronosporaceae. The record is from RefSeq and is a predicted model, not a curated record. The transcript is spliced from 2 exons.
CCAAGCGCCAGCGCUCCACCGUCGCCAACUCCCGCGCCUUCGGCUCCUUCUCCUCUGGCUGCCGCGACCGGGGUUCCUGUAGCUUCACAAGCGGCCACCGUGCCACUCCCGAGUCGACUUCACACUCGGUCGGCCUCUGUUCACGCUCGGGCGAUGGUAACAGCAACGGUGACAGCUUCACCGAGGGCUGGACCUGCGUCGAUUGCCCCAGCAGUGGUUGACGCUUCCGACGUAGCUCCUGGAUCGCGUAAGCUCAGUGGUCUUGCUACCCUGUUCUUGGAGCCGGGUUUCACGGUACCCGGGGCGUCGGAAUGCUGGCAUCUCAUCCAAAACGCCAGUGUCCCCCUCGUCUUCGAGGACGACUUGGUCGCCCCCCGUUCAGUGGAUGGAAUCGUGGAGUUUGGCUUGUGGACGGAUCCUGCUCACCCCUUCCAAGUGUUGCGCCAGCUUUUCCCAGACGAGCCUUGUUUGAUCGAUACGACGGGUUUUCCAUCCUCGGUGGCUAUAUCCCGUCGUGCAACUGGUCGAGCUCUACUCGUUCGCAUAUGGCGGCAGUUCCAGGGGUACUCCUACCACUCCACCGAGAGGGGUGACCUUGGUUUCGCCUUGUGGGAGCGUCGCCACUGGAUUAGGGGUAAAGCUGUCAAGGCGUAUAUCGACAACCUCGCCAGCACCCUCGGUCAGCGCAACGUGCAAGUCCUAGCGCUUCGACAAGCGUGGUCCAAGUACCACCGAGAGCGCAGUGAUCGUGCAGAUCGCUUGCGAGACGGCUCCACAAGGUGUGGAAUGGGGCCAUUACGUACGACGGACAACCUCCACAGCACCGCACCGAGGUUUUGCUGGACCCGUCGUACCUGCAAUACUCGUUCGAGGUGA